Messenger RNA from Carassius auratus (goldfish), 2063 nucleotides. RefSeq lists its product as uncharacterized. Gene Ontology annotation, biological process: DNA integration. The record is from RefSeq and is a predicted model, not a curated record. Bases 44 to 1426 code for a protein of 460 amino acids. Gene Ontology annotation, molecular function: nucleic acid binding. The transcript has 2 exons. Lineage: Eukaryota; Metazoa; Chordata; Actinopteri; Cypriniformes; Cyprinidae.
AAAUGAUGUGGAGGAGUGGAUAAAAGAUUGUCAGCGAUGUGUGAUGGCUAAGCUGCCACAGCCAAAGGUCCACCCUCCUGUGAAAUCAUUCCUGGCUUCUAGACCUCUUGAGGUAAUCGCUGUUGACUUCACUGUCCUGGAACCUGCCUCUGACGGCCGGGAAAAUGUUCUUGUAAUCACAGAUAUCUUUACAAAGUUCACUCAGGCCUUCCCGACCCGAGAUCAAAAAGCAGACACCACUGCCAAGGUGUUGCUUAGGGAGUGGUUCAUGAAGUAUGGUAUUCCAACACCUCUGCAUUCCGAUCAGGGCCGCAAUUUCGAGAGUGAGGUGGUGGCUGAACUUUGUAAGCUUUAUGGGGUGAAAAAGAGCCGCACCACGCCAUACCACCCCACUGGCAAUGCUCAGUGUGAGCGGUUCAACAGGACGCUACAUGACCUGUUGAAAACGCUGCCACCUGAAAAGAAACGCAGAUGGCCCGAAUACCUACCGGAGCUGGUUUAUGCAUAUAAUGCGACACCCCAUGCGACUACUGGCUAUUCUCCAUAUUAUUUGUUGUUUGGAGUUGAUCCUUAUCUGCCAGUGGAUUCCCUGCUUGGUCAAGAGCAAGUUGUAAACCAUAAACACGACUGGAUGUUGGUCCACCAAAGGCGUCUGAAUGAUGCACAUGCCAGGACAAGGGAAUAUUCUGAAAAAAAGGCUGCAGAGCGCAUUUCAUUAGACAAGGAUCGAGUAUAUUGCCCGAAGAUUGAGAUCGGGGCACUGGUGUACCUGAGGAACAGACCAGUAGGUCGUCACAAAAUACAGGAUGCCUGGGGGCCAAUCAUAUACAAAGUAGUAGGGAUCUUGGACAACACAUUCACAGUGGAGCCGUUGGAAGGAGGGCCUGCAAAGAGAGCUAACAGAGUUGACAUCAGGCCUUGUGUGAAUCAUCCUACUCCUGCCCCUAGGAGAGUGCGAAAAGCUCAAGAGGAGAAGUCCGAGCCCCUUAGUGAAGAGGAGUCUGAGGAUUCAGAAGAGGGUUUGGUUUUAAGGGAAGAGAGACCUCAUGCACCCGUAGUAAAAGAUCUUAGUACCCAGUCUUUUGGCCAACAGGGUGAAGAGCAUGAACCCAAGGUAGUACUCAGCAGAGAAUUGGUUGAUUCUGCCCAUGUCGAUGUUUUAGCAGGGCCUGUCGAAGCCUUGGAGACUGAGGAAAGGCUGGAUGCAGCUACUAGUGUGUUACCUCAUCCUGUUGCUGCACCACGCAGUCGUAGUAGGAGGCCAAAUGCUGGACAGCAUUCAAAUUUGCACCAUGAGCCAAGGUCGGUCCUGGACUUUGCCUCUACAAGUCCAGCAGCAAAUUCACAGAUAUUAGCUGACUUAAGUUCUGUUCUGUUUAGGGAAGCAGUGAAAAUGAGGGGAGAACGCAGGGGAGAAUUUAACUAGGUGAUGGUUGAGGUGAUUUAAAUACUUAAAUUCGCAAAGUAUAUAUUUGCGGAGAAUGUAAUGAGAGCUUCCUUUAAGAAAUGUCAGGUGACGUCAUUAUGUGUCUAGAUGAGCGUGUGAGCAUGCGCGCAGUGAGGAAGUCACAGAGUAAUGCUGUGCGUGUCCGCGAUUGCCGUUCGUGUGUAAUUUGGAUAGCAUCCAAGUACAGAUAUCUUUGUAUAAUGCUUUUAUAAAAGUUUAUAAUUGCUGUCGACUGGAAGAUUGCCUCGAAUGUUGAUUUAUAUUCACAGGGAGUUGGGUGUUAAUGCAGGAUUGCGUGGAUGUGUGAGGGUGGCUGAGCUAGCGCACCGCAUGUAUAGACGAGGCCUGUUCACGUGGAAGAAGUGUUAUAUUACGGUGUAAUAUCAGAAACACAAGGAAAAAGUGCCACUACCGUAUUAUUGUUGCUGGUGUUUUAUUUUGACAUUGUUGUUUAUUAUUGCACACAAGAAGAAAUGACAAGUUGUUAUAUUAUCUUUAUUUUGGGGUGAACAAUGUGAUUUGUAAUCCAAGGAUAUUUUUGACAUUGUAUUUUGAUUUGUUCUGGGUUUUCUGUCCCAAAUACUUAAGUGAAAAUAAAUAGAAACUCCUAACCAAU